Messenger RNA from Epithele typhae, 2100 nucleotides. RefSeq names its product Sec1-like protein. Gene Ontology annotation, cellular component: CORVET complex; fungal-type vacuole. The transcript has 13 exons. Lineage: Eukaryota; Fungi; Basidiomycota; Agaricomycetes; Polyporales; Epitheliaceae. The record is from RefSeq and is a predicted model, not a curated record. The coding region runs from base 1 to 2100 and encodes 699 amino acids. Gene Ontology annotation, biological process: intracellular protein transport; vesicle-mediated transport.
AUGGCUUCUUCCUCUGUCCCUGCUUCCGAGGCAGCCGUUUCAAAGACCGAGAGUGGUACGGAAGGUCUGCUGGACGUCUCUGCAUUGAGGGAGCUGGGAAGGAAAGCGCUGGUGGACGCUCUCAACUCUGUGAAUGGCGCGAAGACGUUGGUGCUAGACCCCACACUCGCUGGACCUUUGGGACUCGUAACGGAGGUCUCCCUGCUGAAGCACCAUGGGGUAGACAAGAUGUUCUGGCUGGAGCCGGGUCCGCUUUCGGCAACGUCGACGAAUGUCGUCUACCUGUGCCGGCCGCUCAUAAAGUGGAUCAAGAUUGUGGCAGACCAGAUCAAGAGACAUGCUAGGGAGCUCCAGAAGCACACGUAUACGCUGCUCCUGGUGCCCCGUACAUCCACCCUUGUCACCCGGAUACUUGAAGAAGAGGGUGUCCUCGGCGACAUCACCGUAUCCUUCUAUAACCUGCAGUUCAUCCCCUUGGCAGAGGACGUAAUCUCACUUGAGAACGACAACGCGUUCAAGGAGAUUUGGGUGAACGGAGACGAAAGUGUCAUCUAUGAUUCUGCGCAAGCUCUCCUAACCCUCGAGAAGCUGCACGGAUUGUUCCCUCGAAUUAUCGGGAAAGGGGACCAUGCCGCACGACUUGCAAACCUUCUCGUCAAGAAUACCCCUUCAGCCUCUGCGGCGGGGGAAACGAACCUGGGUGCACCUUCCGAAACGAUAGACUCGCUAAUCAUCUUGGAUCGGCGGGUCGACAUGAUCUCCCCUCUCCUCACGCAGCUCACGUACGAGGGUCUCGUGGACGAGUUGAUCGGUAUCAAGAACUCACAUGUUGAAGUUCCCGCGUCCCUGGUUGCACCACCGUCUCAGUCGAACCAGCCAGACGCGGGUGCUGCUUCCACGUCUACCCCGGCGGCAGCGAUACUAAAGGAGAAGAAGAAGAAACACCACCUCGCCACGACCACGGACCCACUCUUUGCGGAACUGCGCGACCUGAACUUCUCGGCUGUGGGGAAAAAGUUAAACCAAGUCGCGCGCAGGCUUGAUGAAGAUUACAAGCUCAGACAUCAGGCGAACACCGUGACUCAACUCAAGGAAUUCGUGGGCAAGUUGGGUGGACUGCAGAGUGAUCAUCAGUCAUUGAGGCUGCACACCGGCUUGACUGAGAUGAUGGUGCCAAUGACGAAGACGGAUGAGUUCGAUAAGUCGUUGGAGAUUCAGCAGAACUUGCUUGCGCUCUACGAUACCAACGUGCAAAUCUCCGCGAUCGAGGAAUUGGUUGCCCAGGGUGCAGACAUGCGGACAGUAGUGCGAUUGCUCUGUCUUGCGAGCAUCGUAUUAGGAGGCAUCAAAGGGAAGUCACUGGAAAAUCUGAAGCGUGAAAUAUUGCAGGCGUACGGGUACAACCACUUGCCCCUCCUUCUGUCGCUAGCGGCGCCGCCUCUUUCCAUUCUACUUCCCAACCCCCUGCCCCCAAAUGCUUCCCCCUCAAUUGCCGACUCCAAGUAUCCAUAUGCCAACCUGCGCAAGCAGCUUCGGCUGCUGAUCGAGGACGCGGACCCGAUGGAGGAGCUCGAGAACGACAUCAGCUACGUGUACUCGGGCUACGCGCCCAUCUCGGUCCGCCUCGUCCAGUGCGUGGCGCAGAAGGGUGGCGUACUGAGCAACCCGGCGUCGGAUAAGAAGGAGAAGAAGGCCAGCAAUGUCGCUGGGUCCAUCGCGGACGGCGACAGCUCGCGCAGGAGCGGCGCUACUCCACUUGUGCAAGCGCAUCCGAUCGUAGGCUGGAAGGGCUUCGAGGACGUACUCGCGUCGAUCCCGGGCGAGACGUUCGACAUCUUGCAGAGAAUACCUCAAGGCCAGGACGCGUCCGCGGUCCCCCCCGCGGCGAGUUUAAUGCUUCCAAGGGACCGACCGACGACGACGGUCGUCUUCUUCCUUGGGGGCUGCACGUACACGGAGAUUGCGGCGCUGCGGUGGGUUGGGCGGCAGAACAAAGGCCGCAAGUUCCUGGUAGCAACGACGGGAAUCAUCAGCGGGAACAGCAUCGUUGACAGCAUCGUAGGGACGACUGGCGUGAUGGCGAAAGACGUCGGAUUGUAG